This is a messenger RNA of Asparagus officinalis (garden asparagus), 1648 nucleotides long. Its product is annotated as fructose-bisphosphate aldolase 1, chloroplastic-like. Lineage: Eukaryota; Viridiplantae; Streptophyta; Magnoliopsida; Asparagales; Asparagaceae. The record is from RefSeq and is a predicted model, not a curated record. Gene Ontology annotation, molecular function: fructose-bisphosphate aldolase activity. Gene Ontology annotation, biological process: glycolytic process; fructose 1,6-bisphosphate metabolic process. Gene Ontology annotation, cellular component: cytosol. The transcript has 6 exons. Bases 124 to 1299 code for a protein of 391 amino acids.
UUGACGAGAGGAAACCGUAACUCCUAUUUCUUCACGACCCUGUCUCUUCUCUCUCUAAAAACCCCUCGUCUGCUCGAAGAGAGAGAGAGAGAGAGAGAGACUACGCCUAGAGAGAGGUACGAAAUGGCGUCUUUAAAGAUCAGCGCUCCGUCGAGCCAGUUCGCCGGAGCCCGCGGCCGUCUCGAUGGCGCCUCCGCGGCGAUCCGUCUGUGGCCGACCCGACGCGUGGCGAUGCCUGUGAGGGCCGGAUCGUACACCGACGAGCUUGUCCAGACCGCUAAAAUUGUUGCUUCCCCUGGACGUGGAAUCCUUGCAAUUGAUGAAUCCAAUGCUACAUGUGGCAAACGGCUGGAUUCCAUUGGUCUGGAUAAUACAGAAACUAACCGUCAAGCUUAUAGACAACUUUUGCUGACAACUCCUGGCUUGGGUGAGUACAUCUCCGGUGCCAUUCUUUUUGAAGAGACACUUUAUCAGUCUACAACUGAUGGAAAGAAGUUUGUGGAUUGCUUGUGUGAUCAGAACAUUGUGCCUGGUAUUAAAGUUGAUAAGGGAUUGGUACCUCUACCAGGAUCUAACAAUGAAUCUUGGUGCCAAGGAUUGGAUGGAUUGGCCUCAAGGAGUGCUGAGUACUACAAGCAAGGGGCACGGUUUGCUAAGUGGCGAACGGUGGUUAGCAUUCCUUGUGGUCCUUCUGCCCUGGCUGUUAAAGAGGCUGCAUGGGGACUUGCUCGAUAUGCUGCAAUUUCUCAGGAUAAUGGUCUUGUGCCAAUUGUGGAACCUGAGAUUCUUCUUGAUGGAGACCAUUCAAUUGAUAGGACACUUGAGGUAGCAGAGAAAGUAUGGGCAGAGGUUUUCUACUAUUUGGCAGAAAAUAAUGUCGUGUUUGAGGGGAUCUUAUUGAAACCCAGCAUGGUUACUCCUGGUGCUGAACACAAGGAGAAGGCAUCUCCCGAGACCAUCGCUGAAUAUACCCUUAAGAUGCUAAACAGGAGGGUACCACCUGCAGUUCCUGGCAUCAUGUUUUUGUCUGGUGGCCAAUCAGAAGUGGAAGCAACUCUAAACUUGAACGCCAUGAACCAAUCUCCUAACCCGUGGCAUGUAUCAUUCUCAUAUGCACGUGCUCUCCAGAACUCAGUCCUGAAGACUUGGAAAGGCCUCCCGGAAAAUAUUGAGGCAGCUCAGAAGGCUCUGUUGGUUCGUGCCAAGGCCAACUCCAUGGCCCAGCUUGGCCGCUACUCUGCUGAGGGUGAGGCUGAGGAGGCCAAGACCGGAAUGUUCCAGAAGGGUUACACCUACUAAAUAUCGCGAUGACAGUUUGAGAUACUUUGAUUACAAAGUAGUCAAAAAUUGGUAAGUUCUUUUUUUCGGAUUUCAAGGCUGGUAUUUUGAAAUAAGUAGCCGAAUACAGGGAGGGAGAUGAAACUUUUGCCUGCGGUUUUUGAAGAUUAAGAUGAGUUGUGUAAUAUUCAUCAGUCGUACUCUAUUAAAAUCCGUCCGAUUGGGUUUUCAAGUCUCAAGGAACCAGUUAAAGAUAAUAUGGUUGUAAACAAUAUCCUAAACUAUUUUAUAUCUUGAUAAGAUUUUCCUUUUGAUUGUUUUGUCUUAGUGUCUUGAAAAAGUAAUGAAUGCACGGAGAUGAAAACUUUUA